Molecule: messenger RNA, 1179 nt
Organism: Nymphaea colorata (pocket water lily)
Lineage: Eukaryota; Viridiplantae; Streptophyta; Magnoliopsida; Nymphaeales; Nymphaeaceae
Product: superoxide dismutase [Fe], chloroplastic-like
Exons: 9
Coding region: 138-917 (259 amino acids)
Biological process (GO): superoxide metabolic process
Cellular component (GO): chloroplast nucleoid
Molecular function (GO): superoxide dismutase activity; metal ion binding
Source: RefSeq, a predicted model, not a curated record
GAUAGCUUGCUCUCGCUCUAUCUCUCUCGGCCUCGAGCUCUCGAUCUCUGCCCCCUUAUCCCAAGCUCUGCGUGUGGCGUGCGAACGUAGCGGCAUCGUCCGACCACCACCAAGCGACAGAGCAAGGACUAUCGAGAAUGGAGUCGGCGACACUAUCAGCCCUUCCAUCUCAGAUGCUGCCCCUCUCUUGCUCAGGAUUGAAGAAGUCGCCAUUCGCAUUCCAACUGAAAUCGAGUGCACCGAAGGGGACUCGUUUAAGGAAGAGAUGUGCUCCUAUUACUGCUCAAUUUGAGCUGAAGCCUCCUCCAUAUCCACUAGAUGCGUUGGAACCACAUAUGAGUCGCAACACAUUUGAGUUUCAUUGGGGGAAGCACCACAGAGCAUAUGUCGAUAACCUAAACAAACAAAUUCAGGGAACUGAGCUGGACGGAAAGUCGCUAGAAGAAAUCAUUGUUAUCACAUACAACAAAGGAGACCCUCUUCCUCCAUUUAAUAAUGCUGCUCAGGUAUGGAACCAUGAUUUCUUCUGGGAGUGCAUGAAGCCUGGAGGUGGAGGAAUGCCAUCUGGGACCCUUUUAGAAUUAAUCAAGCGAGAUUUUGGCUCGUACGAGGCAUUUCUAAAAGAAAUUAAAGCAGCUGCAGCAACCCAGUUUGGGUCUGGCUGGGCAUGGCUUACUUACAACGGUGACAAACUUGAAGUUCCCAAGCUAGGGAUUGCAAAGACCCCAAACGCAGUGAAUCCACUUGUUUGGGAUAAUACCACGCCCUUGCUGACCAUUGACGUCUGGGAGCAUGCUUACUACCUCGACUAUCAGAAUCGACGACCGGACUAUGUCUCAAUCUUCAUGGAGAACCUUGUUUCCUGGGAAGCUGUGAGUGCUAGGUUGGAGGCUGCGAAACUAAAGGUAGCAGCAUAGGCAUGAGAGAAUAGGAGAGAGAAGGGAUGAGGGACAUGUUUUAUGUAGAGCAAAUAUAUAGAUGAGGUUCCGAACGAGGAAAAGGGCCGGCCAAGUUUGCUUUGUUUAUGGUAGGUUGGGUUCUCAUCUUCUUCUCCGUUAUUAGUGGCGCGCUUGACUGUUAAGUCCACUGAUAUUGACAUCAGUUGCCUCUCUUACUGAGAGCUUUGUUAUCUUUCUGGUGCGUAUCUACAAAUGUCAGAAUGUAUCUCGUUUUUGUUAA